AUGCCUCCCAGAACGAAUACCCGGAGAGUCCGGUCCGGAUCGUCGCAGAAUCUGGCCGGUGUCGGGCCUAGGGCGCAUGCUGGCCCGUAUGAAAAGCUCAUCAAUCGAAUGUACGAGCCGCUCAAGCUCUUACACGCCCUCGAUCCCGUCCGCGGGGGACAAACGGCAUCUGCCGCCCUGCCCUCGCCAAUCACAACACAGCACAUCCACCGGCAGUUUCGCGAUGAUCUUGCAUUUUUGUGCGAGCACGAAAAGGGAGGCGAUGCGUGCACUGUCAGUUCGGGCAACAGCAGCACAGCCCUGUUGGAGACAGCUUCUAAAGAGAUCACCGCAUACUGCACAGCCAACGCACUGUCCAAGAUCAAGAAGACAUGCGCACUGCUGCGCAGCGCCAUCAACAACUGCACGACGAGUUUGGUGGGCGGUACUUUUUCCGGGCAAGAAAAGGCUCUCGCCGGGUGGCUGCAGCAGUUCAAUCAGUCGACUGGCGCGCUCGGUGCUGUCGUUGCCGGUCUGGACUUGUGCCGUCUGGCGUACGACAAGCGCAAAUCGGCCGAAAUGCAGACACUCAAGGCGCUUGCACAGAUGCAGCAGGACCAGCCGCAUUCGGCGCAAUCGUCCCUCCAGUGCUUUUCCCAGGCGUACCAUUACAUAGGUCGCCUGGCAAACCACAUCCGUGUCCACGCCCGGCUUGUCGUCGGCGUGAUGGAUGUCGAGGACAUGUUGCUCAACCCAUUCCACAUUCAAGCGCUGCCGGUUGGCGAUAGCGCCCCAUACCGGGCCUCUCCCACCUCCAUCUCGGGCCGCAUUGCCGUGCGCAUGUGCAAAAGUGACGACACGGAGCUGCUCGCCGAGCUCACAGCCGGCCUCCAGAAGCUGGAGCAGAAGCACCAGCUCACUCAGCGGAUGCAGCUGGACGACGAAUCGUUCAAAGCACCGGGCGUCCAUUCCGAGGUUCAGGUUCUCGAGCAUUUCCAUGCCCAGCGACUGGUCUGGGCAGACAACGGCGACCGCUACAUUGGCUGCAGCAAGGCCGCCUGCUACUGUUGUCACUUGUACUUCCGGCACCACCCGCUGCGGCCCGUCGUGCCGGACUGCCACAACAAGGUGUAUCUCAAAUGGGGCCCACCGCUGCUGGUGGGCGGUGUCGCCCAUCCGGGCUUCAAAGAGCAGCAGACGCUGCUGAACCGGUUCAUUGAGGACGUGCGCAAGGACGCCAUCGAGCAGAUCCGAGAGCGGCGGGGACGGCGACCGUUUUGGCAGGCGGAUUCAGCGACGGCAAUCACACAGACUGUUGCAGGGGACAACGUCGAUGACGGAAACAGAGACAACGACGGGGAUGAUGAGGAUAUUGGUGACGGGCUGUUGAACAGUCGGUUCGAAGACGGAGUUUUGGAUGAAAGCAAAAACGGUGGCGAUGGUACGACAAGCGCAAUGAGCGGGAAAACCUAUAUGUCCGUCGAUGUCAUGAUACGCUCCCUCGUCUCUCUUGAUCUGAACUCGGACCGUUGA
Messenger RNA from Sporothrix brasiliensis 5110, 1512 nucleotides. RefSeq lists its product as uncharacterized. Lineage: Eukaryota; Fungi; Ascomycota; Sordariomycetes; Ophiostomatales; Ophiostomataceae. The coding region runs from base 1 to 1512 and encodes 503 amino acids. The record is from RefSeq and is a predicted model, not a curated record. The transcript has 2 exons.